Messenger RNA from Tachyglossus aculeatus (Australian echidna), 2568 nucleotides. RefSeq names its product proline rich 14 (gene PRR14). The transcript is spliced from 11 exons. The record is from RefSeq and is a predicted model, not a curated record. NCBI's taxonomy places the organism in Eukaryota, Metazoa, Chordata, Mammalia, Monotremata, Tachyglossidae. The coding region runs from base 286 to 2118 and encodes 610 amino acids. Gene Ontology annotation, cellular component: nucleoplasm.
GGAAUCCCCAACGAACUGGCCCGGUGGGCAUCUUAGGGUACCACUUGGGCAGGAUGGGAUCUGGAGGGAUCCGGUGGGAAAGGCUCGGAUAGGAGCCGGAGUCCGGUGGAGGGGACCUUCGCUGGGCCAGCGAUGAAGGUGUCCCGCCUUGGAGUGUCCCAGGGAAGGGUCAGGCCUUCAUCCCCUCCCCUCCCCUACUGCCAGGCUGAAGCCAGGGGCUGAGCCUGGGACCCCUAAACCCCCCCCCACAAAACCUCAGGGGACCCUGAAGUCGCCGCCACCCCCAUGGACUUGCCCCAAGACUCCAGCCCUCCUCACGAGGCCCCUUCCCUGUGCCGGGAACCAUUGGUCCGGACCCAGUGGGAAACCGGGACCCCGAAGCGGCGGCGGCUGCAGCCGGAGAAUCCUGGACCAGCGCAGAGGGCCGGGGGGCAACCCUCGCCUAUGGAGAAGGCCUCUCAGCGGGUCCUGGCCGUGGUGCUAGAGGAUGUAUCCGUCCCCCACUCGUCCAAAGGGCCGUCCCUAGAGGUAGCCCUGACCCCUCGACGCCGGAGCGGCCGCCUGGAGUCCAGCCGCCCUCAGCUCCCAGAUUCCCAGCCCGGCUUUUCCCCUUGGGAUCCUUUAAGCAGCCUCUCCGAUGGGCAUUCCCUCUGCCGGGAGCCGCUGUCCCGAACCCCGAGGGGAAGUAGGACUCCGAGAAGGCGGCGAAGACAGCUGCAGCUGGGGAGCCCCGGCCCCGCGCCGGACAAGAGCCCUUCCCCCUUGGAGAAGGCCUCCCGCCAGGUCCUGGCCGUGGUCCUGGAGGACAUUGCGACGCUCCAUCCCACAGCCGAGACCCAGGAGCUGUUUACCCUCCGGAAGGAGCCAGCAGACUUGGGCCGCCCAACUUGUAGCAGAGUUGAUCCCCUCCCGACUCCCCACCCAUCGGUACCUUCCUCUCGGGCCCCGGCUGGAGCGUUCCCGGCAGCCUCUUCUGGGGACUGUUCAGACUGUAGUCCGCAAGGCCCUGGGUCGGAGUGUCCGUCCCCACCGGCCUCCGGCCUCCUCCGGCCCCGCCUGGGCCCCUGGGGUCUGGCCCCGCUCUUCCGUUCCGUCCGCUCCAAGCUGGAGAGUUUUGCCGACAUCUUCCUCACCCCCGUGAAGACCCCCCCGGCCCCCAGCCCUCCCGCCGCCCCGGCGGCGUCCCCGCCUCCGGCCGCCCCGGUGAAGCUGGAGCUGAAGAUCGCCAUCUCGGAAGCCGGGAGGGGCGAGGAGCCCGGCGGCUCUUCGGUGAGUCCCCGGCCUUCCAUCCGCCAGUGGCGGGCGCGGGACCCCGGGGUCCCCGCGGCUCCCCGGCCACCGUUGGGACGCAGCCGCUCCUGCCCGGACCUGGGGGCUCCGGGGGAGGAAGGGAGCGCCUGGCCGGCCUCCCCGCUCCGGCCUGUCCGGCCCCGGCCCCGACGGCACACGGUCGGGUGUGGGGAGCUCGCCCGGGCGCUCCCGGCCUCCCGGCCCUGUCUCCGCAAAGAAGUCUUUCCCCUCGGGGGACUGGGCUCCGCACCCACUAUCACCGCUGCCGUCUGCGUUCCUUCCGCCGCUUCCACCACCUCCUCCUUCCCCGACCUGCCUCGACCCAGGGCUGGCUCCCCCCAGGGGGAGGAACACCCGACCCCAGAGGCCAUGGGGCUCUCCGACUCCGAGACCAAGGCCACCGGGAAGGUCUCCCGGUUCCGGAUCCGGCGCACCCUCGCCCGGGCUCAGCCAAGCCUCACCCCGAUGGGGUUACCCCGACCGGUCAGGUUGAACAAGAAGGAGUUCAGCCUGGAGGAGAUUUACACCAACAAGAAUUACCGAUCCCCCACAGCCAAACGGUCCUUUGAGACGAUCUUCGAGGAGCCUCGAGAACGGAACGGAUCCCUGGUGUUCACGAGCUCUCGGAAGCUGCGGCGGGCGGUGGAGUUCCGAGACAGCAGCCUCCCCCGACCCCGCCGGCCUUCCCGGGGGGUCCGCCCGGCCCCGGGCCGGGCCCCCACCUCCGCUCGGGCCCCCGGACUGGAUCUGGAAUCCUUGCUGCAGCAGCGGCUGAAAGAGCUGGACGACCUUCUACUGCGAGAGGAAGGGGAUCCCGUCCAGGGCUGAAUGCCACCGUCCAUCCUCCCGGUCUUCGGGAGGACCCCCGCCACCGUCCGACCUCGCAGCGGUCCGGUCUCUGAAAGACGGACGCCACCGUCCACCCUCCAGAUGGACAGGUGCCACCGUCCGCUCUCCCGGUCUCCGGAAGACGGACGCCACCGUCCGCCCUCCCGAUCUCCGGGAGAAUGGAAACCACCAUCCGCCCUCCCGGUCUCCGGAAGAACGGAAACCACCGUCCACCGUCCCGCUCCCUGGGAAGCCCGGGAGGACGGGUGCCACCGUCCGCCCAGUCUCCGGGAGGACGAUCGCUACCGUCCGCCUUCCCACCCGCCACCGUCCACCCUCAAGGUCUCCGGGAGGAAACACCCUCCCUCCCCUUCCGCCCCCCACGCGGCCCAAGGCCCGUGGGGCAUUAUUUUCUGAUUCUCUAUAUUUCUAAUAAACUUUUGGAUUUGC